This is a messenger RNA of Ruditapes philippinarum (Manila clam), 2224 nucleotides long. RefSeq lists its product as uncharacterized. NCBI's taxonomy places the organism in Eukaryota, Metazoa, Mollusca, Bivalvia, Venerida, Veneridae. The transcript has 2 exons. Gene Ontology annotation, molecular function: zinc ion binding. The record is from RefSeq and is a predicted model, not a curated record. Bases 167 to 2203 code for a protein of 678 amino acids.
CCGAAAGUACAAACGUACUCGUAAUUUGUUUGUACACCAAGAUUAGACAGAAAAAUUGACAUGUUAUUUGGAAUCAAAUACCAACUUAAGUAUAUUUCGGACAAAACAAACUGUAUUGCACAACAUAGAAACAGACGGUGAAUAGAAAUCAAUUGUCCACGACAAAAUGGCUACAGGACAUGUGGAUACGGAUAUUUUUACUGAUGAAACACUUGUACUAUGUUCAUCAUGCAAAAAUCGAGAUAAAAACACUGAAUGUGUAGAAUGUCACGAUUAUUUCUGCGUGAAAUGUCUUCAACUUCACAACCAAGAUCAUCACAAGGUUUUAGAGGAUAACCAGGUUAAGUCGGUGUUGGAUGAAAGCCAUGUUAAGUCGGUGUUGGAUGAAAGCCAGGUUAAGUCGGUCUUGGAUGAAAGCCAGGUUAAGUCGGUCUUGGAUGAAAGCCAGGUUAAGUCGGUCUUGGAUGAAACCCUAGUUAAGUCGGUGAUGGAUGAAAGCCAGGUUAAGUCGGUCUUGGAUGAAACCCAGGUUAAGUCGGUGUUGUAUGAAACCCAGGUUAAGUCGGUCUUGGAUGAAAGCCAGGUUAAGUCGGUCUUGGAUGAAAGCCAGGUUAAGUCGGUCUUGGAUGAAACCCAGGUUAAUUCGGUCUUGGAUGAAAGCCAGGUUCAGUCGGUCUUGGAUGAAAGUGAGCUUAAGUCGGUCUUGGAUGAAAGUCAGGUAAAGUCGGUCUUGGAUAAAAGCCAGGUUAAGUCGGUGUUGGAUGAAAGCCAGGUUAAGUCGGUGUUGGAUAAAAGCCAGGUUAAGUCGGUGUUGGAUGAAAGCAAGGUUAAGUCGGUGUUGGAUGAAAGCCAGGUUCAGUCGGUCUUGGAUGAAAGUCAGGUUAAGUCCGGAAUCGGCGAAAGCCUAACGAGUAGAUCAGAAGAGCAUUGUGACAAACAAAGUCAUAAACACAUUGAUAUGUACUGUCAGAAUCAUGAUCAAGUUGGUUGUUCUUCAUAUACAUCAGAUGAACACGGUGCGGGUUUAACAUGUGCAAAUCAAGAUGAAGAGAAACUGCAGCAAAGGAUGUCAGAGUUGCAGGAAAAAGAAUUUCUUACUUCUGGGGUCAAUAAGGAGGGGUCAAUAAAGAUCAGUCCCCUCCAAAUAAACAAAGCCGAGGGUACACUUGAUGAGGAAUCUCCAAACAGAAAUCAAACGGAAGCGUUUGUUGAUAUAAAAAUAACAUUGGAUGGAGAAACUUCUCAUGUUGUUAACAAAUGUUUAGAAGACACAAAAAAGAAAAGUGCUACGGUUGACAAAGAAAGUCAACCAGAUGGCGAGAAACCUACAUCGUUGUUGGAAGAAGUGAAUACCAUUGACGUAGUUACAGAAGGAACUACUGAUGUUGCUCGUCACUUGCUUCAGAUGACAGCAAACAUGUCUUUCUGUGUUAAAGUAAAGUCUGAUAAAGAUGUCUGUAAUAUAGUAUGUGCAUGUUUUAUGGAGGAUGACACGAUUAUUAUAGCUGAUAACAACAACAGGAAACUUAAACGUUUAGACAGCAACAAUUAUAAUGUUACGGACUACUGUGAUAUAUCUAAAGAUCCAAGGCAGAUUUGUACAAUCAAUGAAUCACAAGUAGCAGUAACUCUAGGAUCAGAAAAAGAAGUUCGGUUCAUUUCUCUUGAAGAAGAAAUGAGAACAGCAAACCGGUUUAAAACUGGCUUCAACUGCUAUGGGAUUGCCUAUUCAGGUGAUAAGCUAUACAUAUCUGACAUUAGCAGGGCAUUAUACAUCUACACAUUGUCUGGCGAGCAGCUUAAAAAGAUCAGUGCUGGUGCAUUAGGAAGCGGACUGUUCUCUGACAUAUCCAGCCUAGCUGUCAGUAGGGAUGCAUCUAAGAUUUAUAUUGCUGAUUACUUUUACGGAUUUAUAGUUUUGCGCAAAAAGCCUUCUGUUCGGGUUUUAAAGAAAUUUAAUGACAAACAAUUAAAGGAGGCUAAUAGUUGUUAUCUGACAGAAGCUGGUAGUGUUUUAGUUUCUGGAGAGAAAACCAACAAUGUUCUACUUUUUGCACCCAAUGGUAACUUGGUCGGAGAGGUUGUAAAAGCUGAUGAUGGUAAGGAGUCGGUGCAGUCAGUGUGUUGUAAUAAACAAAUGUCUAAGAUGUGUAUUUCUAGAAUGUACGAGAACAGCAUUGAUAUUUACAAGGUUAAUGAUUGAGCAUAAGAUACUGUCUGGUUU